AUGCAAUCGCUAUCCUUAUUCGGCUCACCAUUAGUCACCGCAUUGGCUCGCUCUAGCUUUACAACACCAUCUGGUCUAUCAAUUCCCGGCAUAUUAGGCAGAUGUUUUCAUGAGAUCGAGGAAAAAGGCUUGGACAUUGAAGGGAUAUUUCGCAAGUCUGGCUCAGCAGCUGCCGUGAAUCAAUUGCAAGCACAAUUUGAGGAACACCACAAUCCAUUUCUGGUUAAAGUUCCUUCAACCGUCUCAACACAUUCACUUGCUGCAUUAUUUAAGCGUUUUUUGCAGCAGCUACCAGAACCAGUAAUUCCCAGAAGCUACCAGCCAUUAUUCAUUGAUAUUUUUGAUGAAGAAAAGUGCUCAAAGGAAACAUUGAAAAGACGAUUGAAAGAUAUCUGUAAAACUCUGCCCCAUGAGCAUCUGCAUCUCUUACAAUUUCUGUUGGAGGUGGCUCACUCGAUACAACAACAUCAAGAUAAGAAUCAAAUGUCAAUUGAAUCGCUGGCCAUCAUAUUUGCUCCUACAUGUGUUCGCAUCGAUGGUGUAUCUCAACUUUUGCCCGAUUCUAAGCAAAAUAGAUCAAUAUCGUACUCAUUGAACAAUGGCAGAUCGUGUUCAAACUCGUAUACAUCACUUCCAGUUAUGCUGAAUAAGCAACAGCUGUUCCGUAGAGCACGCGAAAUCCUGUUAGGAGCAGUUCUGCGUAAGAAACAACAGCAACAAGGCAGUCGCAACCAAUUACUGUAUGGAAACAAAUCAGCAUCAACAUUGCUAUACAAGCCCAACGAACUACUUCAACUGGAAUUGGUCAAGGAGAGCAAUACUUGGAUCAGAAUUUUUGAAUUCAUGAUGACCUUUCCUGAAGUAUUCACUACCUUGACAAACCCUCUCAAAUCACAGAAAUAUGUUCGCCCUAUGCUUUCUACAAACGCUAGCGCCCCUACUGCCCCUACGACAACAACAACAACAACAACAACAACAACAACAACAACAACAACAACAACAACAAAUCCCGAAAUCAAAAAGGACCCAUCACAUAUCAAGCAGCAUAAGAUAGAUCCAGCAUCCCUGUGGACAUCGCCAUUUAACCAGCAGGAAAAGAAGAUGCUGAUCGAUUUCAGUACGCUAGAAUUCAGCGAAUCGCAUGAUUUGAUCAAGACUUUUGAAAAAUUUGAGCUCAAAGCAGACCAUCAUGGAAAAGAUAAUGACUAUCAGCAAUCCCAACCAUUGCUGCUUAGCAGUAGUUCAGCUUCCAAAUAUGUGAAAACGUUGCAAAGUUGGAAGACGAGAGAGGAAGAAAACCCAACCAUUGUGAUUCCUCAGGAGGUGAUUAUUAGCAACAAACGAAAGACGGCAAGCCGCCGUAGCCAUGCUGGAUGCAAUAACAGUAGUAGAUCACCAUCCCCUUCUUUUAUUUCAAAAAAUAACCGAGAUUGGAUCAAAUUUAAUGCUACAGCUGCAGAACCCAAUGAGAAAAACAAUACAAGACAACCAAUAUUCUUACAGCAACAACAGUAG
Mucor velutinosus is the source of this 1515-nucleotide messenger RNA. RefSeq lists its product as uncharacterized. Gene Ontology annotation, biological process: signal transduction; regulation of GTPase activity. NCBI's taxonomy places the organism in Eukaryota, Fungi, Mucoromycota, Mucoromycetes, Mucorales, Mucoraceae. The record is from RefSeq and is a predicted model, not a curated record. The coding region runs from base 1 to 1515 and encodes 504 amino acids. The transcript is spliced from 4 exons. Gene Ontology annotation, cellular component: cytoplasm.